This is a messenger RNA of Elaeis guineensis (African oil palm), 1065 nucleotides long. Its product is annotated as zinc finger A20 and AN1 domain-containing stress-associated protein 4. The record is from RefSeq and is a predicted model, not a curated record. Gene Ontology annotation, molecular function: DNA binding; zinc ion binding. NCBI's taxonomy places the organism in Eukaryota, Viridiplantae, Streptophyta, Magnoliopsida, Arecales, Arecaceae.
UUCCUCUUAUCCAAGUUUUAAAAGACACCCAGCCCUCCUCAAUCUUCGACCACCUUUCUCUCCUCCCUCUCUCUUCUUCCUCCUCCUUGUUCAGGAAGAACAGAGAUUGAGAGAGAGGGGGCGAUCUGAUAUCCCCGCCAUAAUUUGAGAUUGCGGCUAGCGGGUCUUCAAUUCCUGAUCAAUAGAAAGGAAGAAACAAGGAUGGCAGAGGAGCAGAGAUGGCAAGAGGGGCACCGCCAAUGCGCCAAUAAUUGUGGCUUCUUCGGUAGCCCCGCCACCCUCAACCUUUGCUCCAAAUGCUACCACAAUUUCCGCCUCAAGGAGGACCAGGCCACCUCUGCCAAGAUCGCCGUCGAGAAAUCCCUCUCCACCACUGCCACCACUGUAGUCCCUCCUCCUACCAUAAUGUUAGCAGCGGCGGAUCCGGUUGUCAGAACCCUAGGAGGGAUCGCAUCACCAACGGAGGAGAAGCAGCAGCAGGAACGACGGUCGAAUAGGUGUGCGGCAUGCCAGAAGAGGAUGGGGUUGACGGGGUUCCGAUGUCGAUGUGGGGAGACCUAUUGUGGGGCCCAUCGGUACCCAGAACGACACGGAUGUAGCUUCGACUACAAGGCCGUCGGCCGUGAGGCCAUCGCCUGAGCCAACCCCGUCGUUAAGGCUGACAAGCUCCACCGUAUCUGAGAGAGGGCAUCGCGAAUCCAUCACUUUGGGCUCCUGGAUUUUUUUUUUUAUUUUUUUGUUAAUAUAUUUUUUUAUUUUUAUUAUAAAAUUAUUUUGGUCAUGUAAAAGUUAUAUGGGAAUUAGGGAUAUAUAUUGUCAUAAUUUAUUUCAUCCAAUUCUUUUUUGUCUCAGACAAUAUCUAUUAUUUAGAUAUAUUUUGAAGAAAGAAGAAGAGAGAGAGAGUAAGAUGGGGAGGGAAAGAUCCCUACUAUUUUUUGGAUGACUUGAGACAAAUUGCAAAAGAGAGGCCUCUAUGAUCUCUAUAUGUCAGCAAAUGAUGCGAAUGAUAAGAAUUGGAUGAUUUGUAGCAUAAUUUUUCUAUAUAUGAAUUAGAAAUUAGAAAAG